AAACUCACAAAAAAGACAAAACCCAAAAUCAUACACUGAAAACAAAAUCAAAUUUCAAGAGAAGAAAACAAAAGAGAAGCAAAAUUAAACAGGGUCCAUGUUAAGAGAGAAGGAAGAAAAACAGUAGUCCAAUCCAUAUUUGACGAAAGAAACCGUUUUUCUCUCCCCCUUCUUCCCCGCGUCAUUCUGAUCCAUUCCAUUUCUCCAAAAAAAAAAAAUAUCUCUCUUUUCCUUUUCCUUUCAUUUCAAUCCCAAUGAAUCCCAACGCCGGCGUUCCCAAGAAGCGGCAACGCACCGCUGCUACCCGCCAUUAUUCCUCCUCCACCAUCUCCUCCGUCUCCGACAUAACCCUAACCGAACUCUCUCAGAGUCUACACCACCGUCCCUCCACCUCCACCACCACCUUCCCCACCAACGAUGCUUUCCAUUUCAACGACGCUUCCACCGCCGAUGUCGUCCUCCGUCUCUUCAUCGACGCCGCUUCUCCGCUCGAAACUUCUACCUCCGUCGACUCCGUUUCCAACUCCGACCUCCACGUCUACCUUCACUCCGACAUUCUCCUACGCUCCAAAUACUUCUCGGCCUUAUUAUCCGACCGAUGGAUCGGCCACGUCCCCACUCAUCCGCCUCCACCGGAGCACUCCCCCGACGACCCCGACCUCUUCCGCCUCAACCUCGGCGUUUCCCCCGCUUCCGGUUCGAUCCAGUCGCAUCUCACCGUUCUGGAGCUUCUCUACACGAACGACUUCGCCACCGCCAUCGACAGCGCCUCCACCGCGCUGGAUCUGCUGCCAGUGGCGCUGGAAUUGCUCUUCGAGGAGUGCGUCCGUUGGUGCGUGGAUUUUCUAGAAGCGGUGCCGUGGACGGAGGAGGAAGAGAAGAGAGUGGUGAGUUUGAUUCCAUUCCUGAGCGAGGAAGAGUCGAAAGAACUCGUGGCUAGGGUUUCGCCGGUAGGAGAAGACUCGUCUGAAGCGAUGCUGCAAGGGCUGAUUUCGUCGGCGAUGAACAAUUACCAGAACACGGCGUUCGUUAAGGCUUUUGUAGGGAAGAUAUUGAGGGAUUUAUCGUCGAGGGAAACGGCGAAGAGAGUGUUGGAGAAAGCGUUUAAGAGAAGCUUGAAGACGGUGAAGGAAUCGUUGGAGGAUUAUUCGAGUCCUGUGUUCAGAGGGGAUCACAAUGAAACAGAGGCUAUUCAGAGGUUGAAUCUGCACAAGGCUUCGACUAAUGGGAAGCAUCUAUUGUGGUUGGUGGAGAGGAUGAUUGAGUUGAAGGUUGCUGAUGUAGCUGUUAAGGAAUGGAGUGAGCAAGCUCCUUUCACUGCCGAUUUGCAGAGGGCGUUUCGUGAUGAUGCGUGGAGGAACAUUGUGCCUGGUCUUCCUGCUGUUAUUCUUCGAUGUACUUGUAAGCUCGCUAAUGCUGUUAGUACUGGCUCCAUUUUGGCUUCUAGACAGGUGAGAAGGAAGCUCGUAGAAGAUUGGCUGCCCGUUUUGGUUGUAUGCAAAGAUAAUGUUUCACCAAUAUCACCCAGCAACAAAUCGUUGUACCUGGAGCUGGAAGAAACAUUUUUGCGAAUCAUUUCAACAUUGCCCAUGUUGGAUGCUCAAGAAUUGUUGCAGCGGUGCCUCAGCUUUUCAACUCGAAAUGUUGAAGAUUGUCCUCACCUGGUGAGGGCAUUCAACACCUGGUUUCGGCGUGCAGCUCGACCUCUGAAACCAGAUUGUCUCCUUGAUCAAUGAGUUCUGUUCUGUUGCGCCUCGUUGGUUGGCUUAUUGUCAAAUAUUGUGCAUAUGUUAAUACUGUGUUCAGAAAGUUGAAGUUUAACGUUGUACAUAUAAAAUCAAAAGUCGAAACUAACCGUCUUCUAGGACAAACCACAACCCAAAUACAUAUAGACCUUGUCCUGAAGCCGGUGGCUGUGGGCAUGGCUAAUGGGUUCCUUGUAAUGCAAGAUUUUAGUUGCUAAGAGAUAUUUGGCCGUUGCAUGUAUUUCUUGGGUGAAAUGGUGCUCAUGAAAUUUUAUGUCAUAAUAAAGAUAACCAGCCUUGAUUUGACCCUUUGCCAACGGAGAUUUUUUCCCCCUACACUUCAGUUUUAAAAUUUAAAGAUGGGGCAACCCAUCCAAAAAAAUUUCAAAACGAACAUUUUUUUUUUAUCAUCAUCACCAUCAUCCGUACCAGUUGUCAAAAUCAGAAGUUAUUGUUAAUUUGUGCAGUCAUUAAGCUUAACCAGAAUGUUUUCAUCUUUUAAGUUAUUGAUUCAAAUAGAGCAUAUCUUGUUAUACAAAAAUAUUAAAAUAGCGUUUCCAUUAGUAAUAUUCAACCUUCUUUAACUUUAUUGCAAAGCAAAUAAAAG
Abrus precatorius (Indian licorice) is the source of this 2352-nucleotide messenger RNA. RefSeq names its product BTB/POZ domain-containing protein At1g63850-like. NCBI's taxonomy places the organism in Eukaryota, Viridiplantae, Streptophyta, Magnoliopsida, Fabales, Fabaceae. The coding region runs from base 255 to 1736 and encodes 493 amino acids. The record is from RefSeq and is a predicted model, not a curated record. The transcript is spliced from 2 exons.